Gavialis gangeticus (Gharial) is the source of this 1090-nucleotide messenger RNA. RefSeq names its product RAB8B, member RAS oncogene family (gene RAB8B). The record is from RefSeq and is a predicted model, not a curated record. Gene Ontology annotation, molecular function: GTPase activity; GTP binding. NCBI's taxonomy places the organism in Eukaryota, Metazoa, Chordata, Crocodylia, Gavialidae. Gene Ontology annotation, cellular component: trans-Golgi network transport vesicle; plasma membrane; synaptic vesicle. The coding region runs from base 80 to 703 and encodes 207 amino acids. The transcript has 8 exons. Gene Ontology annotation, biological process: cellular response to insulin stimulus; regulation of exocytosis; protein localization to plasma membrane.
CGGGGCGAAGCGGUGACGCCAGCUCCCCCUACCCCCUCCCCGUCGGUGCCCGGCGAGGCGGAGGCGGAGGCCGAGGAAGAUGGCGAAGACUUACGAUUACCUCUUCAAGCUGCUGCUGAUCGGGGACUCGGGCGUGGGCAAGACCUGCCUGCUCUUCCUCUUCAGCGAGGACGCCUUCAACACCACCUUCAUCUCCACAAUCGGAAUUGACUUCAAAAUCAGAACAAUAGAACUAGAUGGAAAGAAAAUCAAGCUACAGAUAUGGGAUACAGCAGGUCAGGAAAGGUUCCGUACAAUUACAACGGCAUAUUACCGAGGAGCCAUGGGAAUUAUGCUGGUGUAUGACAUCACAAAUGAGAAAUCUUUUGACAACAUUAAAAACUGGAUAAGAAACAUUGAAGAGCAUGCGUCUUCAGAUGUAGAAAGAAUGAUCCUGGGUAACAAAUGUGAUAUGAAUGAGAAGAGACAAGUCUCAAAAGAAAAAGGAGAGAAGUUAGCAAUUGAUUAUGGAAUCAAAUUUUUGGAGACAAGUGCAAAAUCCAGUAUCAAUGUGGAAGAGGCAUUCUUUACGCUUGCACGGGAUAUUAUGACAAAGCUCAACAGAAAAAUGAAUGACAAUAGUUCAUCAGGCGCAGGUGGACCAGUAAAAAUAACUGAAAAUCGAUCAAAGAAGAGCAGCUUCUUUCGAUGCACGCUACUUUGAUGAACUUCUAAUGAUAGACUGCAGCACACUUAGAACCUUUUCUGCUUCUUUGAAAGCACAGGGUCACAGCCUCAAAAAAAAUACCACCAAGCUGCUGCUGAGAGCUCCAUUAAACGCAGACUGCACUAAACAAAAUACCAAGUGGAUUUUGCUCAUUAAGCCUAUUGACCUGCCAGGCUCCUCUUUCUCAAAUAUGGAAGCAAUGAAGUGGAGACACAAAUGCAGGACUUUCUCUGUUUUCUUCAUUACGUUCUGUUUGUAUUGCCUGUUGCAAAAGCUGCUAAUUUCUUUUAACUUUGCACAUCCAUAUUAGCCUUUUUUUGCCUGUUCUAGCACAAUCUUACACUUAUUUGCACAGUUUGUCUUAUAAGUAAAAUUCUUAACAGA